This is a messenger RNA of Kluyveromyces marxianus DMKU3-1042, 2397 nucleotides long. It is a transcript of the gene NIC96, whose product is annotated as linker nucleoporin NIC96. Gene Ontology annotation, molecular function: structural constituent of nuclear pore. Bases 1 to 2397 code for a protein of 798 amino acids. The transcript has a single exon. Lineage: Eukaryota; Fungi; Ascomycota; Saccharomycetes; Saccharomycetales; Saccharomycetaceae. Gene Ontology annotation, biological process: poly(A)+ mRNA export from nucleus; protein import into nucleus. The record is from RefSeq and is a predicted model, not a curated record. Gene Ontology annotation, cellular component: nuclear pore.
AUGAAAAAAAGGGCUCAGGAGAUGCGCAAAACCAUUCCUCAUGAAUCAAAUCAUACAAAGGCGCAUUAUCUAUUGGCGGGAAGUGGACUUGGUAUUCACGAAAUUGAGAGCUCAUUGAACAAUUUAAAGGCCUCAGAACUCUUAAGCGAGCAGCGCGUUGCACAAGGAUAUAACGACGGAGAUUUGGAUACUUAUUUGAAUAUUAGAAAAGAUGAGAACAUUCUUUCAGCAAUUGAGCAAUCUCUUUCUCUUGCUGCAAAGGAUUUCGAUAACUUUGUUAACCAGAACUUCAACCUCGACUGGAAACAAAGAAAAGAUGAGGUCAGAGAGAGUUUUGGUAUAUUGAUAAAGAAACGCCAGGAUACUUCUAACUACGAUACUAAAAAUUUGGCCCCAUUGGAUCCCAACAGUGGUUCUUUCUGGGGUAAGCCAGGUCGUGGUCUUUUGGAUGGUGAUUCAAGAUUGAAUGUCAAUGAGAACUACAUUGUCAGAGAAAAGUUCGAAAAGUAUGCAAGAAUCAUUUACAGGCUCAACAACGCAAGGCAAUCGCAUAGUGGAGACUUUGAGUUGGCCAAAGAGUUCAUCUCUACUUUCCAAAAUACAACCGAUUCGAAAUAUCGACAACUUUUGGAAGGAUGGGAAAUUAUAGACAACGCCAAAGGUAAGUCUAGUGUAGUUGACUCUUCGAAAAAGUACUUGGAACGUCAAUUUUUGAACUACGUUGAUAACUUAUACUCGAAAAACCCAAGUGAAGGUUUGCCAACUAAUGUGAAUAAAAUCAGAGCAUUCAUUGAUAUGAAGUUGAAAACUGGAAAAAAUACCUGGAAGUUCAACAACCUAACAAUAGUCAACGGUAUUCCAGUAUGGGCAUUGAUAUUUUAUUUGCUUAGAGCCGGUUUGCCACAAGAUGCGCUUGAAGUGGUAGUUAACAAUAAACUGAGCUUCAAGAAAGUUGAGCAAUCAUUCCUCACAUAUUUCAAGGCAUAUGUUACUUCAUCUGAUAAUCGCCUCCCACAAGAAUUUGUUUCCAGAUUGCACACAGAAUAUAAUCAACACAUCAAAAAUGCUUUGGACAGUGAUCCUUUCCGCUUGGCUGUUUAUAAAAUUAUCGGUAGAUGUGACUUGACAAGGAAAAACAUAUCUGCUAUUACCCUUAGCGUGGAGGAUUGGCUAUGGGUUCAUUUGAUGUUGAUCAAAGACGACAUGGAUGUUGAUGAUCCGGUGUAUGAAAGAUACACUCUCAAUGAUUUCCAAAACACAAUGGUGUCUUACGGGGAGUCUCGAUUCAACAAUUACUAUUUGCAAGUGUUGUUGUUAAGUGGACAGUAUGAGUUGGCAGUACAGUAUGCCUACAAAAUUAGCGAAAUGGAUGCGGUACAUCUCUCCAUAGGCCUUGCUUACUAUAACAUGUUACAUGUAUCAACCUACAAAGAGGAUGAAUUGAUUUCCGUUACUGAUGGGCAAACACAGCUAAAUUUCGUGAAGGUAUUAGGCAACUACACAAAAUCAUUCAAAUACUCAGACCCUAGAAUAGCGGUGGAAUACUUAAUUCUCAUUGCCCUAAGUAACCAAAGUGAGCAAAUAGAGUUGGCUUACGAGGCUUUAAGAGAGCUUAUAUUGGAAACUAAGGAAUUCACCAUAUUAUUAGGUAAGGUUAAUGCUGAGGGGAUAAGGAUUCCUGGUAUAGUCGAGGAAAGACAGUCUUUAUUGCAACUUCAAGACCAAAAGGAUUUCCUAUAUAAGAUCACCGAACAGGCAGCUCGGAGAGCCGAUGAGGAAGGUAGAGUACAAGAUAGUUUACUGCUCUACCAGCUUUCAGAAGAAUAUGACAUCGUUAUGUCUAUUGUAAACAAACUUCUAGGAGAGCUCUUAAGUACAACGGAAAUAAACCAACCAUUAUUUGGAUUGGAUGAUAAUAACGAAACAAACCCUGUGUUGAUUGCCAAAAGACUAAUUGAGGUCUAUAUCAACAAUAUUGAAAUAUCAAAGAAGGUUCAACAGAAGAACAAGGAGACAUGCAUUACUUUGUUGAAGUUAGUCGAUAUCAGAUCAUCUUUCCUUGCUCGUCAAUGGCAAAGCACAUUACAGAAGAUAGAAGAAUUGGAUCUAAUUCCCUUUGCAGAUGAAAACUCCACAAGAAAAAGGGCUCAAGAGUUUGCACAUUUGGACGAGAAUAUUUUGAAGAAUAUUCCAAACUUGUUGAUAAUAACAAUGUUAUGCAUUUCAAACAUAGUAAAGCAACUAAAUGAAAGCGACUAUCAAUCCUUGACGAAGAAGCAACAAAUCGACUCCUUGAAACGUGUCGCCAAGAACUGUAUGAUAUAUGCCGGUAUGAUCCAAUACAAGAUGCCAAGGGAAACCUACAGCAUACUAAUCAAUAUUGAGGUAAGUUUGUGA